AUGUCAGCUUCUCCUCCGAGUGGAGAAAACACAGACGAUGAUGCUACUAAGAAGGUCGCAUAUGCUUUGGUUGGCUUCUCAUUACUUCUAACUCUUAGGGUUGGUAUGAAUGGAGCUCCUUUCUCCAUAAAACGAUUUAAAAUACCUGAGCAUUUAUUCAGUCUUUACGUCAGUAGAGUUCAUAACGCAAUAGAACUUAGUGGGCUUGUUGGCAAUACUCUUGGCACAAUUUAUACCUUUAUCAAAAAAGAAUGUGAAAAGGUAUCUAUAGGAAUUCACUGGUUAUUUUUCUUUAUAAAUGUAGUUCUAUUUUUUGUAUAUGUGACUGGUGGUGAAGAGGGCCAUCUAACAGAUUUUUACUGGGCGUUGGCAUUUUCGGCUUUUGUAUAUGGAAUGAACAUUCCUUUCAGUAUGAAAUUAGGAGGAGAUAAUAUAGUUUAUUUUUUAGCCACCAUUCAAGUCUCUGGUAUAUUUACUUCAGUUUAUCAUUUUAUAUUUUUGAGGUUAUUUGGUAACAAGAGGAAGUAUGACACUGAUUUUCAUAUUAUUACUUGGCAGCUGUUUUUGUCAAUAAUAAUUACAGGAGCAUCUGCUUCAGUUUGGACAAAAGUCUAUGUUGGUAAUGGCGGUAAUGAAACUGAAAAAUGUGGUAAAAACGAAGAUUCUAGUGGUGAUUCUUUUCAUGCAAUAUCACCGAUGAUAAUGUGUAUUUUUGCUCAGGGUGUUGUGUACGUUUUUUAUCCAGCUAUAGCACCAGGUCUACUAGUGGAUUUUAGGCAUGUCAAUAAGAUAGAUCAGGCUCUUCUUAUUAUGGCACCUAUUCCAUACAUCACUAUAGCAAUUCUCGAUGCAACCAAUGAAACAAAGGUUUACUCACCUAAGAAUAAAUGGGAAGGUGGAAAGGAGUAUUGGCAUGGAACUUUGCUAUUUAUUCCAGUAAUGUGUAUUUGCGGAUUUUUAUUUAUCAGGGCACUUCACUAUCCCUAUUCAGGAGCAUCUUUAGCUAUUGUAAAUAAACCUGGUAUGGUUGGUUUCCUUACAAUUUUGUUUUAUGUAAGUCAUAUCGUACUACUUGCUGUAGGAUAUGCUGGUGUAGGGCCAAACUGGAAUUCUACUGGUUCCACUGUAAACGGCUUCCUUACCAAUUUGUCUAUGAUACUACUGAUUUUUCUGGCUGAGGGUUAUAUUAAUGAAUUCAAAAAACAUGAUAGAGCCUAUUGGCCAACAACUGGAUUGUCCAAUAGGAGGGCAUUUGGAUUUUGGUUUGAUAAAGCACUUCAAAAUGGAUUCAAAAAUCUUAUGGCAAUAUUCACUCGUGAUCUUAGAAGAGAUCUGUUGUCAGCACUUGACUAGAGUCAGUCAAUAACAAU
Theileria parva strain Muguga is the source of this 1370-nucleotide messenger RNA. RefSeq lists its product as uncharacterized. The coding region runs from base 1 to 1353 and encodes 450 amino acids. The transcript has a single exon. Lineage: Eukaryota; Apicomplexa; Aconoidasida; Piroplasmida; Theileriidae. The record is from RefSeq and is a predicted model, not a curated record.